Molecule: messenger RNA, 7510 nt
Organism: Nycticebus coucang (slow loris)
Lineage: Eukaryota; Metazoa; Chordata; Mammalia; Primates; Lorisidae
Gene: DNAJC16
Product: DnaJ heat shock protein family (Hsp40) member C16
Exons: 15
Coding region: 163-2511 (782 amino acids)
Source: RefSeq, a predicted model, not a curated record
AAGUGUCAUGUGACUCCCCUCUACUGGUCCCGCCUCUUUCCCCGCCCCGGUCCCGGCGAGCGCUGGUGUGGACGGGAAGAUCCCGGCCCAGCGGAUUAACUGGAGCACGGACGCUGUAGCCGGUUGGGCCGGUGCCCUUUCCCGCUCUGGAAAGGAAGAGAGAUGGAAGUGAAAAAGUUGAGCAUUUCCUGGCAGUUCUUGAUAGUUCUGGUUCUGAUCCUGCAAAUUCUGUCUGCGCUGGAUUUUGACCCAUACAGAGUCCUAGGGGUCAGCCGAACAGCCAGUCAGGCUGACAUUAAAAAGGCUUAUAAGAAGCUCGCCCGGGAAUGGCAUCCUGACAAAAACAAAGAUCCUGGAGCAGAAGACAAGUUCAUUCAAAUCAGCAAGGCUUACGAGAUUCUUUCCAACGAAGAAAAGAGAUCAAAUUAUGAUCGCUAUGGAGAUGCUGGAGAGAAUCAGGGCUUCCAGAAGCAGCAGCAGCAGCGAGAGUAUCGCUUCCGCCAUUUCCAUGAAAAUUUUUAUUUCGAUGAAUCCUUUUUUCACUUCCCUUUUAAUUCUGAGCGGCGGGACUCAAUUGAUGAAAAGUAUUUACUGCACUUUUCACAUUAUGUGAAUGAAGUGGUUCCAGAUAGCUUCAAGAAACCCUACCUCAUUAAGAUCACCUCAGAUUGGUGCUUUAGCUGUAUCCAUAUUGAGCCGGUUUGGAAAGAAGUAGUUCAAGAGCUGGAAGGCUUAGGGGUAGGAAUCGGCGUGGUCCAUGCUGGCUAUGAGAGACGCCUAGCCCAUCACCUGGGAGCACACAGCACACCCUCCAUCCUCGGCAUCAUUAACGGGAAAGUCUCCUUCUUCCACAACGCGGUGGUUCAGGAGAACCUACGGCAAUUUGUAGAAAGUCUUCUGCCAGGGAACUUGGUGGAGAAAGUUACAAAUAAAAAUUACGUCCGAUUCCUCUCUGGCUGGCAGCAGGAGAACAAACCUCAUGUCCUUCUGUUUGACCAGAUACCCACUGUGCCACUGCUGUACAAGUUGACUGCUUUUGCCCACAAAGAUUAUUUAUCCUUUGGAUAUGUGUAUGUGGGUUUGCGAGGGGCGGAGGAGAUGACGAGGCUGUACAAUAUUCAUUUCCACACCCCCAGCAUGCUGAUCUUUAAAGAACACAUAAACAAGCCUGCCGAUGUCCUCCAGGGCCGAGGUAUGAAGAAGCAAGUCAUUGACGAUUUCAUUGCCCAGAACAAGUAUCUGUUGGCAGCCAGGCUUACCAGCCAGAAGUUGUUCCAUGAACUCUGCCCUGUGAAACGGUCUCACCGACAGAGGAAGUACUGUGUGGUUUUACUGACUGCCGAGGCUUCCAAGUUAAGCAAACCCUUUGAGUCUUUCCUGUCCUUUGCCGUGGCAAACACUCAAGACAUCGUGAGAUUUGUGCACGUCUACAGCAGUCGGCAGCAGGAGUUUGCCAACACCUUGCUACCAGAUGGCGAGGCCUUUCAGGGGAAAUCAGCGGUGUCUAUCUUAGAAAGGCGCAACACCGCAGGAAGGGUGGUGUAUAAAACCCUGGAAGAUCCCUGGACCGGGAGUGAGAGUGAUAAAUUCAUCCUCUUGGGUUAUAUCGACCAGCUGCGGAAAGAUCCAGCUCUUCUGUCAUCUGAAGCUGUGCUUCCUGACCUCACCGAUGAACUUGCUCCUGUUUUUCUCCUUCGUUGGAUCUACUCUGCUUCUGACUACAUCUCGGACUGCUGGGAUGGCAUAUUUCACAGCAACUGGCGGGAAAUGAUGCCUCUCCUGUCCCUGAUCUUCUCUGCCCUCUUCAUCCUCUUUGGCACCGUCAUCGUCCAGGCUUUCAGUGACUCAAAUGAUGAGCGAGAGUCAAACCCUCCAGACAAAGAAGAAGCCCAUGAGAAGGUUGGGAAGACAGAGCCAAGCUUCACCAAAGAAAACACCAGCAAGAUUCCUAAAAAAGGCUUUGUGGAGGUGACUGAACUCACAGAUGUGACAUACACCAGUAACUUGGUACGCCUGAGGCCAGGCCACAUGAACGUGGUCCUCAUCUUGUCAAAUUCCACCAAGAACAGCCUACUACAGAAAUUUGCUUUGGAGGUCUACACAUUCACUGGGAGCAACUGCCUACACUUCUCCUUCCUGAGUCUAGAUAAACACAGAGAAUGGCUAGAAUACUUACUAGAAUUUGCUCAGGAUGCAGCCCCAAUCCCAAACCAGUAUGAUAAGCAUUUCAUGGAACGUGACUAUACUGGUUAUGUACUGGCUCUGAAUGGCCACAAGAAAUACUUCUGCCUCUUCAAGCCCCAAAAAACAGUGGAAGAGGAGGAGGCUAUGGGCUCAUGCAGUGAUCUUGACUCUUCCUUCCACCUGAGUGAAUCUCGAGGGAAAUCUUCCAGUGGCCUUGGAUCCAGGCCCAUCAAAGGGAAAUUGAGCAAGUUGUCCUUAUGGAUGGAACGCCUGUUGGAGGGCUCCUUACAGAGGUUUUAUAUCCCAUCAUGGCCUGAACUAGACUGAGAGGAUUUCAAAAAGAGAUUUGAACUCUUCAGACUUUUUAACAUGCCCCUAUGAACAGGUAUUUUCAGGACUCAAACUAUCACCAUGAAGAGAGUAUAGAUUUUAGAUUACUCUUCUAGAACAAUGGCUAGAAGAAUCUUUCCUUUGUCCUGUUCUAACCUCAGAGUGAAAAACUCCACAAGUUUGAAUUCCCUAGAUCAAAAUAUUUUCCUUUGGUUUCCUUUCCCCCCCUCAUUUGAAUGCCACACCAUUUAAACUAGACUGCUCCCUCCCUGUUCCUCCCUCAUCCCUGCCACGUGCUCUCCCUCACCCUCUCCUGUCCUCUCUCUUAUGUUAGAGAAACACAGGGCCCAGCCCUGCAGCAGCACCUGGGCGGACCCUCCUGAGCCUGUUGUGCAGGCCAGGUUAUUGGCCUCGUCUCCCAUGCCCUGCCCCACCACGUUGGCCCUGCCGUGCUUCUGCCCUGGCGCAUGCUCUUGACACUGAACAGCCCACAGCAGCUUCUAGCCCUGCAUCUUGGAAGAGGCCUAGUUCCAAGCAAUCUCACAUUUUGUGGUGGUUCUGGGAAUAAGUGGCUAAAAGGAUAUUUUGGGGGUAUCCCCCACAACAGUUUGUUGCCCACACACAGUUAAAAAGGAAAUGGAAAGGGUGUUCUGCAUGUGGGUUCCCCAAAAAAUAGAAGGGAGGCCUGGGCUGUGGCUGGAACAGAGGAGCUGGGUGAGGGUUUGGGAGCCUCCCAUCCACUGCCUCAGCACCGCCCACGACCAGGGCAGGGCCUGCACAGCAAGAAGUACUGUACUGACUUUGAGCCAUUGACUUGUAUGUUUUCAGAUGCCUUUCUGCCUCUGUCGAUUUUAGGGUAUGGAUAUUAGGAGCCAUAACUUGUAAUCUUACUCUCUGAAUGUAGAGAUAAGCUGCUCUAAAGCCAGUAGAUGUUAAACUGAAGAGAAUUUAUUCCCACCUGCAUGAGUCAGGCUCCAGGAACUCCUUACUCCAGUGGUGUCUCUUUAGUUACAUAUCAGACAUGUCUUUCUAUCAAGGAACUUAAAAUUUCUCAGCAAUUGUAUUUUGAACACUGUUACCCCAAAAGUGCUGUAUCUUCCAAUUGUUUUUUGUGACACAUGCAAGCCAAGACUUGUUCUGGACUCCUGUUUUGCAAAAGGCUUUCCACUUCUGGCCUAUAUCUUGAUGUUUUAGCUUAAUUGUUUUCACUUUUAACUACAUCUGCUUCAGCAGUAUCACGGUGGAACUAACCGUCAGCACUGAGCUUGCUGAGCUCCAGUGGGUAGUGGACCCCAGGCUGGAUCAUACCAGCCAGUUGAAGAACAGACCUUUUAAUUUUUAGGGCAAAACCACCAGUGGAGUUUGGACAGCUUCAAAGAGUAGUCUGUGUUCAAAUGUCAAAGCAGAUUACCCUUUUGUAAAGUGAAGGGUGAAAAUCAGUGAUAGAACAUUUACAAAGUUAGUGUUUUCUUAAUCAUAAUUGCUUUAAACUAAGCCACUUGGAUCCUGAAUAAUUUAAAUAUUGAGCUACACUGGUAAGUAAUAAAUUAUUGAAGCCCAGGAAUUCCUAUAGUUUUCAUGGAGUUUAUAGCUUUAUUAAAAAAUAAAGAAAUCACUGCCAGGCUUCAUUCUUCCAUAUGAUCCUCUAAAUAUGGAGGCUUACUCUGAAUGUUGUAUCUCAUGGCACCUGGCCCAGUUAGAAAUGGUCAAGGAAUUCAGCUGGGCACAGUGGUUCAUGCCUGUAAUCCUGGCACUCUGGGAGGCCAAGGUAGGAGUAUCGCUUGAGGUCAGGAGUUUGGGACCAGCCCAAGCAAGAGUCUGGGUUCUACAUGGGGGUUCUCAAGAAAAAAGAAGGGAGGCCUGGCCAGUAGUUGGAAUGGAGCAGCUCUGUGAGCCAUCAUGACCCUGUCUCUUCAAAAAAUAGAAAAAAUUAGCUGGAUAUGGUGGGACACACCUGUAGUCCCAGCCACUCAGCAGGCUAAGGCAGGAAAAUCACUUGAGCCCUGGAAUUUGAGGUUGCAGUGAGCUAUGAUAAUGCCACUGUACUCUAGCCCAGGUGAUGGAGUCUCGCUCUAUCCUCCCCAUCCAAAAAAGGAAUUCAUCUGGCUCCUUGAUACACCAGUUCUUAAAAUUAUUUUCUGGGGCAGCGCCUGUGGCUCAAAGGAGUAAGGCGCUGGCCCCAUAUGCCAGAGGUGGCGGGUUCAAACCCAGCCCCGGCCGAAAAAAAAAUUAUUUUCUGGGCACCGGCCAUGGUGGCUCACACCUGUAAUCCUAGCACUCUGAGGCCAACAUGGGUGGAUUGCCUGUUUCUAGAAAUAGCCAGGCAUUGUGGCAGGUACCUGUAGUCCAGCUAUUUGGGAGGCUGAGGCAAGAGAAUUGCUUCAGCCCAAGAGUUUGGGGUUGCUGUGAGUUAUGAUGCCAUGGUACUCUACCAAGGGUGAUAAAGUAAAACUCUGUCUCAAAAAAAAACUAUGGGCGGCACCUGUGGCUCGCCGGCCCCAUAAUACCAGAGGUGGCGGGUUCAAACCUGGCCCCAGCCAAAACUAUAAAAAAAGAAAAAUAUAUAUAUAUAGCUCCAUGCCUAUAACAGCUCAGUGGGUAGGGCAUCGGCCACACAAACCAGGGCUGGAAGGUUCAAACUGGCCCAGGCCUGCUAAACAACAGUGCAACAAUGAUAACUGCAACAAAAAAAUGGCUGGGCAUUGUGGCAGGCGCCUGUAGUCUCAGCUAUUUGGGAGGCUGAAGCAAGAAAUCUCUUAAGUCCAAGAGUUGAGGUUCUGUGAGCUGUGACGUCACAGCACUCUACUGAGGGCGACAUAGUAAGACUCGGUCUCAAAAAAAUAUUUUAUGAGUUCCUUAUGGCCAGAUUGUACAUAAGCGUAGGGUUUGGGUUUGGUAAUAGGUUUUUGUUUUUAUUUUCUGGUACUAAUGAAAUUCCUAAUCUUAAUGUCUAAAAACCAAAAAUUACCCAGAUUUGUUCUUUUAAAAAAUGUUUAUCAUUACAAUAAAAAGCACCCUCAGGGCCAGGUACUAUGGGUCACACCUAUAGUCCCAGCACUUUGGGAAGCCAAGGCAGGUGGGUAGCUUGAAGCUUGGAGUUCAAGCCCAACCUAAGCGACAUAGCGAGACCCUGUCUCAACAAAAAAGAAAAUGAGAAAAAUUAGCUAGGCCAAGCACAGUGGCUCACGCUUGUAAUAUUAGCAUUCUGGGAAGCCAAGGCGAGUGGAUUGCUGAGCUCACAGGUUCAAGACCAGCCUGAGGGCGGCGCCUGUGGCUCAGUCGGUAAGGCGCUGGCCCCAUAUACCGAGGGUGGUGGGUUCAAACCCAGCCCCGGCCAAACUGCAACCAAAAAAUAGCCGGGCGUUGUGGCGGGCGCCUGUAGUCCCAGGUACUUGGGAGGCUGAGACAAGAGAAUUGCUUAAGCCCAGGAGUUGGAGGUUGCUGUGAGCUGUGUGAGGCCACAGCACUCUACCGAGGGCCAUAAAGUGAGACUCUGUCUCACAAAAAAAAAGACCAGCCUGAGCCAGGUGUUGUAGUGGGCGCCUGUAGUCCCAGCUACUCGGGAGGCUGAGGCAGGAGAAUUGCUUAAACCCAAGAGUUUGAGGUUGCUGUGAGCUAUGACAGCACAGCACUCUACCAAGGAUGACAAAGUGAGACUGUCCAAAAAAUAAAAAUAAGAAGGAAAAAUUAGCUAGGCAUGGUCACAUGCCUGUAGUGCCAGCUACUCAGGAGGCUGAGGCAGGAGGAUCCCUUGAGCCCAGGAGUUUGAGACUGGAGUGAGCUAUGAUUGCAAGACUACUUCAGCCUGGGUAACAGAGUGAGACCCUGUCUCUGAAAAAAUAAGUAAAUAAAACACUUCCAUACAGCCACAUCUUCCAUUUGUACUAGGAAAGAAAAGUGGUGAUAAGAUUGUCAAUAUUUCUGCAAAUGUUUCAGUCCAAAUAUUCUGCAGAUCCAUUUGGGAGCUGGUAGAUAUGUCCCCCAUGAGGUUGCUAGGGAGCUUUUAACUUGAACUUUACCCUUGGUCACCCAAGCCUUUCCUCCUGAAUAGUUUCCAAGAAUUUGUUUACUUUGAUGUCAAAGGUAUAAGCUGUUGUCCUGCUCAGCCAGUGCCACUGUUUCUUUCUGAUGUAAGCAAUUACACUGGACCCAAUUUGAGUUGUAAGUUAAUGCCCUAUCUUUGAAUAUCAACACUGAUGUUUUCUAAGGUGGGCUCUUCUGGUGAAUACAGACUGCAUCCUGCUUAGCGGACAGGGUGAAACUGACCUAAAGUAAGUCUUAGUAGAAUACACAUCCAUUUCAAAAAAUAAUUUGUUUUAUUGCUCAGGUAUUGGCUGCACAAUUAGUUAAUUGUCAUUAGCUGAGGUCAUCAGCUGCCACUCAGCACCAUUUCAGUGAGCAGGACUGUCCCAACUUCCAUCAGGGGCCAUGCUCUCUUGCCAUCACUUAGAGAUGAGAAUUUGGCUGUAGUUUUCAGACAGGUUGAUUUUCUCCUCAUUUGCAGCCUAUUCAUACUUGCGCCCUAAUCAACUUGCAGCUGCCAUUGAUACAUGUUUUCCAGAUAUAAAAAGAAAUGGGAUCCAACUGUGUUCUAAGGGAUUUGCUUUGGGGGGAAUAAGGAUCGGAAGCAAUCACUCAAAACCUUUUUUUUUUUUUAAGUGUAAUUCUUUAAAUGCUGAUGCAAAACAUCUUUACAGAGGAAAUGUAGCUCAAGUCCCUUGUCCCUUGAAAACAAAAACAGUGUGGCAGCUGCUGAAUCUGCUCAGUUUGUGAAGGAGAAUAAUGAUAUUAGGGAGACAUCUGAAAAGAAGGUGAAUGACUGUUUUGCACUUUUGAUACUCUUAGGAACAAAUAACUUAUUUGGCAAAUUGUGUCUUUUUUAUGUUUGGGGUAUCUUUUUUGUUUGGGGUUUUUUUGUAUGGUGAACAGGCACUGAAGUUGAUGUUAUUUUGUUUUAAGAAUAUUACAGACUGAAAACAGAAAUAAACUAUUUUAA